UAUUCGUUCUAGUCCCAAGUAGCACAUACAUAACUACCAAAAAAGCAGCAAUAUAGUAUAUAUAUAUAUAUAUAUAUAUUUUGAAUUCAACUCUAAACCAUACAAAAAUGGCUGAUAACCCGACCGAGGAGGUACCGCCAGCAGCGCCUGCUGACGAGGUUGCAGCGCCUGCUGACGUGGUUGCAGCGCCUCCUGACGAGGUUGCAGCUCCCGAAGAAGCUCCUUUGCCAGAGGCAAUUCGUACAGAAGAGACAGCCGAAAUUCUAGUAGAAAACGAAAUAGUCGAGGCCAUUGAGGAACACCUCCCAGCCGAAGGAGAGGAACAGCCAGUGGAAAUGGUCGGAGAAGGUGAAGAGCAGCCAUUGGAGGAUGGUCAGGAGCCUGAAGUAAAAGCCACGGGUCCCGUGACCGCCAGUGAACGAAAGCGCCAGAAGCUCGAAAAGAUUAAGAAAAUGCUUGACCAGGAAAAGGCGGCAAUGAGAGAAGCCCUAGAGGCUGCAGAAGCAGAGGCAGCGAAGGAAGCCAGAGAGGAGGAGGAAGAAGGCUCCCACGAAAUCUACCACUUGUUAGGAUCCGAUGAAGGCGCACAGUCCUCUGACGAGUUCGCUGAUCUUAAGGCCGUGCUCAACGAGUUGGAUGAUAUGGAACCAACAGGGUCGGUAGGUGGUGAAGAAGAGGAUGCGGAGUCUGUCUCCAGCGAGGAUACACCUCGGCCAAGACUGCAGAAAUCGAUCAAGGGCACGUUUCUCCGCGAGUUCGAGAGCUUGCCCAGCAUUUCGGACAUAUCCCUAGACAUAUCGUUUGAGGAGGCAGAGCCCAUACCCGAUGACCAGAAGAAAGCCACUGAAGAGAAGGAUGAAGGACACUUUGUGAAAGGAGACGCUUUCGAUGGCGAGGACGAGUCCGAGGGCUCGUCAUCCGACCAAAACACAGCGAAUGCCGGAAUAGCUGGUGUCGAGGAAGAAAGCGAGUCGGAGAAUUCACUUAUAGACGACAUACCGGAUGAUCAGGAGGUUACCGAGAAACGUGUUGUCAUUAAAGAGGAAGAAGACGACACCAUGGCCAUGUUUACGGAUGCAUUGGAGGCGGUUCCUAGCGAUUUUGUUGAAAACGUGGUUGUGGCCGAAGAGCCCUUCUGGUAUCGGCUUACCGCCGACUUCGUGGAGAAUCUCAUCGCUACGGUGGUGGAAAAACUUGAAAAAGCUGCAUUAUCGGAACAAACACUGGACAAGAACAAGAUGCUUUGGAGACUUGCUGAAGAUGUGGACAACUACUUAUAUGAGCAUUGCCUAAACACCCAGAUUAACGGCAUUAUCAGCGAGUACUUCCGCCGCAACCACAAGAAAUCGCCAUUCUUGGUUUUAACGCCAGAGGAUGCUGCCAAAGAGCGCCUGCGCUUCCACCAAGCCCUCAAUGUGGUCGAUAGCCUAAGGGAACGUGUGAAGCUUAUGAAAAUCAAUUAUGGCACCAACACGCACAAGGCGAUGAUAGAGCUAAGCUCGCUGACUGUGCUCUCCUUCAACGAGGAGCAGCGGCUGGAGGGAUUAAUGCGCAGGACCCUCGUCCGCCGGGAUAUGGAACGGCUGAGGCGGAUUCUGGACAACGAGCUCAGACGCAUGCAGGAUAUGCGGAAUCAGGUCAGCGAGAAGCGCUACGAACUCAAUUUGAACCUCCACAAUUUGGCCUUUGUGGAUCAGAAAGUUGCGAAAUUUGAAAUGAUCACUGACACCUUGACCAUUUCUCAAAUGCUUUGCGCCAAUGAGUCCAUUAUACAUUUGGGAAAACAAUUAGAAGAAAAAAGCAAGGAUGUGUUGUUCAUGCAGUCAAACUACAAAAAGUCAAUGAUCGAGGAGACCUGCGCCCGCGAGAAGCGGGACAUGAUCUCAUAUUCGUUGGCAAAGGCCAAGUUAAAGUAUGAUGAAAGGUUAAAGCGACGUAAUCAGUUGCGGGAGGAGCUCACCAAACUCCAGUGGGAGCAUGCCCAGCUGAAGGCCCAGCGCGCCCGGCUGGAGGUCAAAGGUGGUCUGCUCUUCAAGGUCUCUCUGAUGUACGACUACGACAAGUGUAUGGACUUUGUCGAGGAAAAGCGCAAGAGUGUCAAAAAGUUGAAGGCUUUGAACGCCGAAAUGUCCAAACGGGUCGUAAUAAUGGAAAAGGACAUUCGAGCGUCCAGUAAGGCGGUUGUCCAUAUUUAUUAGCUGCCAACAUUUGUAGUUUUGUAUUUUCCCUAUAUUCAAAACAAAAAAAUAUAUUGG
Messenger RNA from Drosophila kikkawai, 2255 nucleotides. Its product is annotated as myosin-9. The record is from RefSeq and is a predicted model, not a curated record. Lineage: Eukaryota; Metazoa; Arthropoda; Insecta; Diptera; Drosophilidae.